Messenger RNA from Epithele typhae, 603 nucleotides. RefSeq lists its product as uncharacterized. The record is from RefSeq and is a predicted model, not a curated record. Gene Ontology annotation, cellular component: meiotic nuclear membrane microtubule tethering complex; nuclear envelope. Lineage: Eukaryota; Fungi; Basidiomycota; Agaricomycetes; Polyporales; Epitheliaceae. The transcript has a single exon. Gene Ontology annotation, biological process: nuclear envelope organization. Gene Ontology annotation, molecular function: protein-membrane adaptor activity. The annotation marks the transcript as partial.
UGCGAGGAAGAUGAAGAUUUUGGACAAUGGCUUCUGCGGCAUGCUUCUCGACCCCCUGUCCUCAUGCGCGACUUCGCACUUGGGGUGGAUGGAGGGAUGAUAUACCCGACGUUCACCUCGGUCAAUGCUGAAGCCGCCCCUCUUCAAGUAGGCCCUGACGUCAUUCUCGAGGAGGAUACCAGGAUAGGGCAAUGCUGGCGGACUACUGUACCCAGCCAAGUAGGUAUCUCUACGCCAGUUCUGAUUCACCCCUCAAACGUUACCAUUGAUCAUAUCCCCCACGAAAUUGCCGCUGAUAUUCGCCGUGCUCCUCGACAUAUGAUACUGUGGGGUGUAGUAGAUGGAGACUCGAACGAACACCGACUGCGUACGCUAUCAUCUCUUACAUCUCCUCGCAUACUAUCUGGACAUUCUAUCAUCGCACUUGCAGAGUUUGAGUACGGUAUACAUGACGGUGCCCCAGUUCAAACAUUCCCGGUUUUCGAUUAUAUUGCGCUCUCCGGAAUGGACUUUGGUAUCUUCCUCCUCGAUAUUAUGGACAAUUGGGGUGCGUCGGAUGUAUGCAUAUAUCGCGUUAGGAUCCACGGGCAGCCAGCUCAGUAG